Messenger RNA from Aspergillus ruber CBS 135680, 890 nucleotides. Its product is annotated as mate-domain-containing protein. The coding region runs from base 23 to 790 and encodes 255 amino acids. The record is from RefSeq and is a predicted model, not a curated record. Gene Ontology annotation, cellular component: membrane. Gene Ontology annotation, biological process: transmembrane transport. Gene Ontology annotation, molecular function: xenobiotic transmembrane transporter activity; antiporter activity. Lineage: Eukaryota; Fungi; Ascomycota; Eurotiomycetes; Eurotiales; Aspergillaceae. The transcript has a single exon.
UGUUGGAGCUCCGAUUGCAGUGAUGAUCACUGAUAAUUUGAUGCCUAUCCUACUAUGCCUCUACGUCUACUUUAUCGCCGGCUCUGAAUGCUGGAGUAGUCUCUCAAAACGCGCAUUGACAAACUGGCUCCCAAUGAUCCAACUAGCCCUCCCAGGCCUCAUCAUGGUCGAAGCAGAAUGUCUAGCAUUCGAAAUCCUUACCCUCGCAUCCUCCUACUUAGGUACAGACGAACUCGCCGCCCAAUCCGUCCUCUCCACCCUCGCAAGUAUCACCUUCCAAAUCCCCUUCCCCCUCUCCAUCGCAGCCAGCACUCGCGUCGCAAACCUAAUCGGCUCAACCCUCGUCGACUCCGCACGCACCUGCGCAAAAGUAUCCUUCACCGGCGCAACCAUCAUUGGCCUUCUCAACGUCCUCCUUCUAUCCUCCCUACGACCCUACCUCCCCCGCCUCUUCAGCUCCGACAAACAAGUCAUCGACCUCGUCGCAGCCAUACUCCCCCUCUGCGCCGCAUUCCAACUCUUUGACGCUCUUGCAGCAAACUGCAAUGGCCUCCUCCGCGGUCUAGGACGACAGGCCUUUGGAGGCUGGGUGCAGUUGUUCUGUUAUUAUGCCAUUGCUAUGCCGAUUAGUUUAGGGACGACGUUUGGGCUGGGAUGGGGACUUUAUGGGCUUUGGACGGGUGUUGCGAUUGCGUUGGGGUUGGUUUCGUUGAUUGAAGGGGUGUUUUUGCGGAGGACGAGGUGGGAACUUGCGGUGGAGGAGGCCAUUCAGAGGAAUUUGACGGCUUGAUAAACUGCUGUUACAUGUGGCAUGAUUAGUCUACUAUAUCCGGCUAUAUAUACAGUCACCUGACAAAAGUCUACGUAAUUCCGCGUCGCGCGACGCGCCA